Messenger RNA from Vicia faba (fava bean), 435 nucleotides. The record is from the annotation of a GenBank genome assembly. NCBI's taxonomy places the organism in Eukaryota, Viridiplantae, Streptophyta, Magnoliopsida, Fabales, Fabaceae.
AUGUCCAAUAUUACUGGGAAAGGAAAAUAUGAAGAUAUUAAAAACUUUGAAGUCAAUUAUGUCCUUGAAAAUCAAGCUAACCCUGCAGAACAACCUACAAAAGAGGCUCUUGAUGUUGCACUAAUUAAGGUGAUUGUGCCAAUCGAUGUUCAAGAAGUUCAUGUUGUUGAUGUUCUUGUUGUAUACACUUUCAUAGAAGAUAUUCUUAAUGACAAUCAUUUGGAGAUUGAGGACUCUAGUGAUAAAGAGUCUCUAGCGAGUCAACAUAAUGGUGAUGGUAAUGAUGUUGUUAAAGAAGUGGAUCAGAUGGAGGAAGAAACAGAUACUGAAAUAGAGGUUCCUAUAGAGGAUAAAGCCCAAAAUAUUGUUCCUGAUGAAACCCGGGAAACCAAUCUAAGAGAUCAAAAUGUUGACAAAAAUGUGAUGGACAACUAG